AUGUCAUUGACACCUGAUCAACCUUCGAAAAGCGGAGCCAUGACUCCAGGAGGUAUAGCGACUGAAUUAUCAAAAUUAGAUUUACCUGCACCAAGUGGAUUAAGAUUGUCUCUACCCGAUAAACAGAAUUCUAAACUGAAAUUGAACUCGACUUCACCUUCAUCCGAAAGAGGAGAAGGAGAAGGUGGACCUAUAAGUGCCAUUUCAAGUGCCAUUUCAUCUGUUUUCUCACCUAUCAGUACUCAAACAGAUGAUACAGGUGAUAUAUCGGGACCUGAACCAGAAGCUCUGACAGCUGCAAGAAGGAAAGCAAGAUCAGAAAGUGUUUCCGAACAACUAUCAACUACUUUAGCGGAAAUGAAAUUACCUCAACCAGAAAGAAUAUUCGGUCCAAACGAACCUGAAAAUAAUUCACCUGAUAUGGGAAAUACUAAACAAGGUGUAAACGAUGACGAUUGGGCUAAAAUAAAAUUAGAUGAUGAUACUCCUGAAGCUGUGAAAGAGCCUAAAAGAAUGACUCAUAGUAGACAUACUUCAAGAGCCGACGCUGCACUCCCUAAUAAACAACCCACAAUCAAGGAAACCCACGAACCAUCAGGAUCAUCCACUCCAAAUGUAGCUAAAGAGCAGAAAGUCACUCCAUUUGACGUCGAAGGUGAAGUUGAUGCAGAAGGUAAAGAUCUUGGAAUUGAUUAUGACAAAUUGACUAAGAGGUUUGGCGCGUCUUUGAUCUCACAGGAUGUAUUGGACAGAUUCGAGAGGUUGACAGGACAAAAACCUCAUCCUUUACUUAGAAGAGGAACAUUUUAUUCCCACCGUGACUUCAACUUGAUCCUUGAUCGAUACGAAAAAGGUCAACCAUUCUAUCUGUAUACUGGACGUGGUCCAUCAAGUGAUUCGAUGCAUAUGGGUCACUUGAUCCCUUUCAUGUUCACUGCAUAUCUUCAACGAGUGUUCAACGUACCCCUAGUUAUCCAGCUCACAGACGACGAGAAAUAUCUUCUCGAACGAGAUGUAAAGAAACAAGCUGAAAUCAUGAAGAAGAUUAAAGGAAAGAAGCCAAUUGACUUGCUCAGACAUUACAAGAAGAUGGGUCAAGACAAUGUCAAAGAUAUCAUCGCUUGCGGCUUUAUACCGGAAAAAACUUUCAUCUUCUCUGAUUUGGCUCACGUCGGUGGCGCGUUCUACGAGAAUGUAGUCCUCAUGGCCAAGACCAUAACCCAAAGUCAAAGUAGAAACGUCUUUGGUUUCACUGACUCGGAUAACGUUGGAAUGUUCCAUUUCGCUGCUGUCCAAGCUACACCGUCAUUCUCAAAUUCUUUCCCUCAAAUAUUUGGCACACGAGAUGAUGUACCCGCCUUGAUCCCUUGUGCCAUAGAUCAAGACCCUUACUUCCUUCUUACUCGGGAUGCAGCCGAUCGAUUGGGAUACAAGAAACCAGCCUUGCUUCAUUCUAAAUUCCUUCCCGCGUUACAAGGUGCAGGUACCAAAAUGUCAGCUUCAAAGGAGAACACAGCAAUCUUCAUGACCGAUGACAGUAAGAAAAUCGCCAAAAAAAUCAAAUCACACGCGUUCUCAGGUGGUGGUGCGACUCAAGAAGAACAUCAGAAGAAUGGUGGUGACCCAGAUGUCGAUAUCGCAUAUCAAUAUCUCAGUUUCUUCGAAGAGGAUGAUUCGAGAAUGGUGAAAUUAGCUCAGGAAUACCGAGCUGGAACUCUCAGUACAAGCGAAAUGAAAGCUGCUUGUAUCGACAAGAUUCAAGAGGUAGUAGCAGAAUUCCAAAAGAACCGAGCUGCUGUCACUGACGAGAACCUCGCAUACUUCCAAGAUUCAACAAGGAAGAUUGACCCUCGACCUAGAGCCAAGGAAAGUGCCGAAGCUGCUGUACCUGCAUCUGCUGCAUAG
Kwoniella shivajii is the source of this 1905-nucleotide messenger RNA. Its product is annotated as tryptophan-tRNA ligase. Gene Ontology annotation, molecular function: ATP binding; tryptophan-tRNA ligase activity. Gene Ontology annotation, biological process: tryptophanyl-tRNA aminoacylation. NCBI's taxonomy places the organism in Eukaryota, Fungi, Basidiomycota, Tremellomycetes, Tremellales, Cryptococcaceae. The record is from RefSeq and is a predicted model, not a curated record. Gene Ontology annotation, cellular component: cytoplasm. The transcript has 11 exons. Bases 1 to 1905 code for a protein of 634 amino acids.